This is a messenger RNA of Tarenaya hassleriana, 2033 nucleotides long. RefSeq names its product protein ABCI7, chloroplastic-like. NCBI's taxonomy places the organism in Eukaryota, Viridiplantae, Streptophyta, Magnoliopsida, Brassicales, Cleomaceae. The transcript has 3 exons. The coding region runs from base 34 to 1503 and encodes 489 amino acids. Gene Ontology annotation, biological process: iron-sulfur cluster assembly. The record is from RefSeq and is a predicted model, not a curated record.
CGAAGAAUUGCAUUCAAGAUCACACACUCAUCAAUGGCGGUUUCCACGGUGUGCGGUCGUCUUUCCUUGACGCCUAAUCUCUCCAUCAAGCCUAAACCCAAAGCCAACGGAAGACCGAACACGAAGAAGUUGUCAGUUCGAAUUCAAGCUUCCUUCUCCGACCCGUUUGUACUUCAAUUAGCGGAAUCUCUUGAAGAUUCUCUAUCCGCUUGUCCUUCUUCUUCGUUAUCAUCCUCGUCUUUGCCCCUCCAGAGAAUCCGAGAUUCUUCCGCUGAGGCUCUUCUCUCGACGCCAUGGCCGUCGCGAAGAGACGAGCCUUUCCGUUUCACCGACACUUCCUUCAUCCGACAUUCCCAAAUCGAACCCGUCUCGACCAAGCAACGAAAUUCGAAAAUCUUGGAGGAUCUGACGGAAACCGAGUUCCCAAACGUCGUGAUAAUUGACGGGUUCGUAGCGAGUUUUUCGGUUGAUCCGUCCGAUUUUCCCGAUGGGGUUUACGUCGGAAGCUUUACGGGUCUACCCGAUGAGAUUUCGGGCCGGGUAUCUGAAUUCAUCGGCGAUUUCGAUUCGGGUGAUCUCUUCUGGUCGAUUAACGGAAUGGGUGCACCGGAUUUGACGGUGAUUUAUGUUCCUGUCGGGUGUAGGGUAGAGAAUCCGAUCCUUCUGAGGUACUUCGCCGGCGAAACCGGUGACCUGCAGUCGAAACGGUUACCGGUGUCGAAUCCUAGGGUUUUUGUGUUGGUGGAGGGAGGAGGAGAGGUGGGUAUAGUCGAGGAAUUCGUCGGAAUAGAUGAAAAUGGGUUCUAUUGGGCAAAUCCGGUUUUGGAAGUCGUGGUUCGAGAACGUGCAAAAGUUAGACAUACGUACUUGCAGAGAGAAUCCAUGGCUGCUGCUCAUAUCAAGUGGACCUCUGUCCGACAGGAGAGGGAGAGUAGUUACGAGCUCGUGGAAGUGAGCACGGGUGGAAGAUUGGGGAGACACAAUGUGAAUGUGCAGCAGCUAGGGCCCGAAACCGUGACAGAGCUAACCACUUUCCAUCUGUGUAUUGAUGAGCAAACACUUGAUCUGCACAGCAGAAUUGUCUUGGACCAUCCACGAGGCUGUUCUCGGCAACUACACAAGUGUAUCGUAGCUCAUCCUUCGGGUCAAGCUGUUUUUGACGGCAAUGUCAAAGUUAACAAAUACGCACAACAAACCGAUGCAGGGCAACUAACACGGAGCCUGCUAUUGGAAAAACGUGCAACAGUGAACGUGAAACCGAACCUUCAGAUAAUAGCGGAUGACGUGAAGUGUUCGCAUGGAGCUGCUAUAAGCGAUCUGGAGGAUGACCUUCUUUUCUAUUUCCGUGCUCGAGGGAUCGACCUUGACACCGCUAGAGGAGCUCUCUUGCUAUCAUUUGCUUCGGAGGUGAUUGAAAGUUUGCCUUAUAACGAAAUCCGUGACCAAGUCGAGGGACAUGUGAAAGGAUUGUUGCAAUCCGGCCGUAAAAGCUUACCUCAGUAACGGAAAGUUUAAGCCUUUGGAGAGAAACUUUUCUUGAGGUAAGAAAGAGAGGGGAAGAUGAUGAAGAGAAUUGAUUGGUGAAGCGACCAUAAGUUCUUUGAUCUCGGAUUGUUGGUGAAGUCAGUCGUACAAUGUCGUCUAGUUAUCGUCUAUAGUGUCAGUCCUGCUAGGGAUGGGGCUAGGUAUCCAAGUUUUCUGGUGUAGCCGACUUUGGUUUUGCCCCCCUCGGGUUCCGUCACCAAACUACCGGGGCUUGGCCUCAUCCGGUAAGGGUCGAGAUCUUGGUUGGUCGUGAUGAGACGAGCAACGAUUGGUGACAAGGCGAUCGACAAAUGGUAGCGAGCAGAGGACGAACAACGACCACCACGAGGUGUCGUUUUCGGGAAUGAAAGCCGGUUAAGUCGGUUUUAGGUAAGGAAGGGUAAUUUGGAAAUUUGCAAUCAGGGGUAAAGGACCCCUAAACUUUUUUUCUAUAAUAAAUGGGGAAGUUUCUUGUGAAAUAAACUGUAUCACAAGAAAUGAUUAUGAAA